Ananas comosus (pineapple) is the source of this 1835-nucleotide messenger RNA. Its product is annotated as AAA-ATPase At4g30250-like. The record is from RefSeq and is a predicted model, not a curated record. Bases 94 to 1638 code for a protein of 514 amino acids. Gene Ontology annotation, molecular function: ATP binding; ATP hydrolysis activity. The transcript has a single exon. NCBI's taxonomy places the organism in Eukaryota, Viridiplantae, Streptophyta, Magnoliopsida, Poales, Bromeliaceae.
UCCCACAUCCAAACAAAAUCCCGAUCUCCACAACGCGACAAAAUUUUUUAAAAGAAGAAGAAGAAGGAGAAGAAGAAGAAGAAGAAGAAGAAGAUGGAGUUCUUGGCUCAAAUGUGGUCGUUGCUGGGGCUGCUGACGGUUCUGCAGAACGUGCUGCCGUCCCAACUGCUGUGGCUGCUGCACUCGCUGUGGCAGUCGGUCCAGGACUCGCUGACCCCCUACUCCUACUUCGACGUGCCCGAGUUCCUGGGGUCCGCCUCCGUGGAGCCCAACGAUCUGUACCGCCACGCGCACCUCUACCUCCACCACUCGCUCCUCCCGGACUCUCCCCCGGGCCCGCCCCGCCUCACCCUCUCCCUCCCGCGCUCCCCCGACCCGGCCUCCGCCGCCCCCUCCUUCUCCCUCUCCCCCAACCACUCCCUCGAGGACGCCUACGCCGGCCACAGGAUGCUCUGGACCCACCACGCCGACACGCUCCAGGACUCGCUCGAGGAGCGCCGCGCCUUCUCCCUGCGCCUCCCCAAGCGCCACGCCGCCGCCCUCCUCCCCGCCUACCUCGCCCACGUCUCCGCCGCCGCCGACCGCCUCGAGCGCUCGUCCCGCCCCCGCCGCCUCCACACCAACUCCCCCGCCGCCGGGGCCGGGGCCGGGGCCUGGUGCUCCGUCCCCUUCCGCCACCCCGCCACCUUCGCCACCCUCGCCCUCGACCCCGCCCUCAAGUCCCGCCUCGUCGCCGACCUCUCCGCCUUCGCCGACGCCCGCGACUUCUACCGCCGCACCGGCCGCCCCUGGAAGCGCGGCUACCUCCUCCACGGGCCCCCCGGCUCCGGCAAGUCCUCCCUCGUCGCCGCCAUGGCCAACCACCUCCGCUACGACGUCUACGACCUCGAGCUCACCCGCGUCGCCUCCAACGCCGCCCUCCGCUCCCUCCUCCUCCAGACCACCAACCGCUCCCUCAUCGUCAUCGAGGACAUCGACUGCUCCCUCGACCUCACCGCCGACCGCCGCCGCCGCCGCCGCCACCCCCCCAAGCAAGCCAGAAAACAAGCAAAGAAGAUCGGAUCCCUCGACGAGAGCGACGGCGACGCGUCGGACGCCGACGACCGUCGCAGCGCCGGCGACGAAGGCCGGGUGACGCUCUCGGGGCUGCUGAACUUCACCGACGGGCUGUGGUCGUGCUGCGGGGACGAGAGGAUCAUCGUCUUCACCACGAACUACGCGGACCGGGUGGACCCGGCGCUGCUGCGGCCGGGCAGGAUGGACGUGCACGUGCGGCUGGGGCCGUGCGGCGCGCACGCGGCGCGGGAGCUGACGGAGCGGUACGUCGGCGUGGCGGAGCACGAGCUGUUGGGGGAGGUGGAGAGCUGCAUCGAAGCCGGUGCGGAGAUGACCCCCGCGGAGGUGGGGGAGGUGUUGCUGAGGAGCAGGGAGGAGCCGGACACGGCGGUGAGGGAGCUCGUCGCGGAGCUGCGCGAGAGAUUGCGCGGCGGCGGGAGAGGCGACAAGGACGUGGAAGGGUGGGAGGAGCCGGUGGCGGAGAGCUCCGAGGGGUCGCCGGAGAAGAAGGAGACGAGGUGGGAGGGGAGGGGGCGGCUCCGUAGCUUGACCAAGUCAGAUUCCGGGAGGAGGGGAGUGUAGCCAAGUUCGUUAUUGUGGAGUUUGUUACUUCGUUGUGUGAUUAGCUAUAAUAAGCGAAGCGUUUAUGCGAGUGCUAAAGUAGUUCUGUAACAUUGUUGUUGUACAUUAUUAUGGACUUUAUUCUGUUUCAAUCGUUGCAUCAUCAGCUGUGGCGCUGUGAGUUUACUACUAAAAAGUUUGAAUCUAUGCACGCGCUC